AUGACUGAAAAGCAACCACUCCUGAACCCAACAUCGAAAUUAUCCAGCAAUGACAAUUCUGUUGAAGAUUCGGGCAAUGAAAAUAAUGAUCAAAUCCUUUCGAGCAAGUUUAAUUGGCGUCAACGCUCCGCUAGUCAAAUCGAUCGACAAAAAUAUAAAAACUUAGCUGAUAACCAGGAUGAUUGUUACGCAAACAGCUUCAACAAAAAAACGUCCGUGACGCUAACUAAACUAGUAAGUACCACGAAACAAAAAUAUAUAAGACAUAUGUGAUCUUUAGCAGUUUGACUGAAGUGAAAAAGCAUCGUAGUCGCAUCGACCUUUCAAUUGUCCCUGAAUUGAAACAAGUUUUUGAAUGUUAUCCAAGAAGUCAAGAUUUCAGGAGGGCGCGCAUAAAUGCAUAACGACAGUUUAUAGUGUUUACUUGUGUGAAAAAGAAAGUGAACAUGUAGGCAGAACGAAACUCUUUGCGAUUGUGAACAUAAGUGAAUUUUUCUUGAAUAUGAUAACCAAGCGUGUAUGAUAGCAGAAACUACUGGUUUAUGUCUUUUUAUUGCUCACUUCUCCACACAAGUAGAUGAGCAUGUAGAAAUGUAAUAUAUCCUGCGUUGAACAUUACAGUUAUGAAUGCUGAGAAUUCUACCAUAGAUAAUGACCGUGUUCGCGGUUAAUAAUCAACCCUUUAAACUUAUUAACUUUCAUAUAAUAUUCCUCGUAUUUUUCUUGAAAACCUUACAGAGUGAAUGGUAAGAAAGUAAAAAUUGUGUCUGUUUUUCGUAAAUCAAGUUCGUAUUUAUAAACUUUAUAUGGACAAAAUCAUUUUCAUAGCGGCGUGAUACCGCAAAGCUUUCGGUACAAAUGUCUCUACAAAGCGAAGUCUCCAAAAACUGAUUUUUGUACAUACGUAUGCUAACGUUAACUCUAGAUCACUUCCCCACACAGACUCAUUUUUGGUGUUACAAACCUCUCAUAUUCAUUUACGCGUUUGUCACCAGUUUAUAAAGUUUAGUUUAUUCGUAUGACUGCUGAGAAAUGUAAGGAUACACUAUAAGAUAAGUAAUGUAAUUCUGAUGUGUAUCAGGCAAUAAUUGUGAUUGUAGUGGGGUCGAAUUCAUAUCUGUACAUGGAGAUAUGGUCGAAUUGUUUGUGCAUCUGUUAGGAUGAAAUUUCUGGAUUGUAAAAUGUGCAUGGCUAUGAGCGAAAGUAUUUAUUUAAGAAAUGAUGAAACUAUGAAAUGUUUAGUGAGGAUAUUGUUGUUUGCUGUGGCGAUAAUUUCUUAUGAACAGCUCAAGGGGAUGACAAAGAUACUCCAAAUACUCUAAUGCUUCAAAAAUCAUUUCGUAGUACGAUAGAGUUUUGCCAGAGUACCGUGAAGGAUCGUGGAAUAUAAUGAAGUGCAUAUAGAGUACUCUUGGAGUAUCAUCCGUGUAUUGUUGGAGUACUGUGGAGCAUCACUGAAGUAUUGACGUAUUGGAGUAUCGCUGUUUUCCUCUUGCUUUCAAUCAUCUAUAAUUUGUCAAAUAUAAUAUGUUUUUCUUUCUCGUUCUAUGCAGGAAAGAAGACAGAUACUUGUAUAGAUCACAAGGCUGUUAUUUAUUUCUUUAUUCUUUUCUGUCGAAAACAAAACCGCCGAAAAAUAAACAUCUCGAG
Adineta ricciae is the source of this 1650-nucleotide messenger RNA. The record is from the annotation of a GenBank genome assembly. NCBI's taxonomy places the organism in Eukaryota, Metazoa, Rotifera, Eurotatoria, Adinetida, Adinetidae.